GAAACAUGGUGUCCUAAAAUCUACUUCAAUCAUAAAUGUUUUUCUGGACCCUAUUUGAGUAAAUUCCGAAUUGCUGAACUUCCAAGAUGUGUUGGCCCUGGUCCAAUAGUGUUGGUUAUGAAAGAAGUCUUAUCAAUGCUUAUCAAUGUUGCUUAUAAGUCAUGCCGUGUUUUGAGGGAACUUCAACUUGAUGGACCAUCUAAUCCAUCCAUGCAUCAACAGCAUUUAAAAGCCAAGUAA
This is a messenger RNA of Lottia gigantea (owl limpet), 240 nucleotides long. RefSeq lists its product as hypothetical. The transcript has a single exon. Lineage: Eukaryota; Metazoa; Mollusca; Gastropoda; Lottiidae. The record is from RefSeq and is a predicted model, not a curated record. The annotation marks the transcript as partial.